Nicotiana attenuata is the source of this 1128-nucleotide messenger RNA. RefSeq lists its product as uncharacterized. The transcript is spliced from 4 exons. Lineage: Eukaryota; Viridiplantae; Streptophyta; Magnoliopsida; Solanales; Solanaceae. Bases 1 to 1128 code for a protein of 375 amino acids. The record is from RefSeq and is a predicted model, not a curated record.
AUGACAACAAGUACGGAACAACAAAAUGGUUCUACUACUUCUGCAAUGGCUACGGCGUCUUCAAGUCACACAACGCCUGGACCGGCUGUGGUACCGGCAGAAAAGCUCGAAAAAUUUUCCGGCAUGGACUUCAAACGCUGGCAGCGGAAAAUAUUCUUCUACCUGACCACACUCAGUCUGCAGCGCUUUAAUAGCGAGGACGUUCUAGUCUUGGGAGAAGAGACUCCGGAUAAUGAGCGAUUUGUGGUCACGGAGGCAUGGAAGCAUUCUGACUUCUUGUGCAAAAAUUAUAUAUUGAGUUAUUUGGAAGAUGGCUUGUACAACGUUUACAGUGUCAUAGAGACUUCGAAAGAGUUGUGGAACGCUCUUGAAAAGAAGUACAAGACGGAAGAUGCCGGACAAAAGAAAUUUGUUGUGGUAAAAUUCUUGGACUUUAAAAUGGUUGACACAUUUCAAGUUGAGGCAUUUAUUGGAAAGUUGCCUCGGAUGUGGAAGGACUUUAAGAAUUGCUUGAAACAUAAGCGCAAGGAGAUGACGCUUGAAGACCUUAUUGUUUGUCUACGGAUUGAAGAGGACAACAAGGCUGCUGAGAAGAAGUCUCGUGGAAAUUCAACAAUAAUGGUCGGAAAUGCUAGAGAAUGUUGGAUUGAUUCGGGGGCAACUCGUCAUGUUUGUGCUAACAAGGAGUUUUUUACUUCUUAUGCUCCCGGUGGACCCAACAAUACAGUUUUUAUGGCAAAUUCCGCUACUGCAAAAAUUGAAGGAACGGGCAAGAUAGUUUUGAAGAUGACUUCUGUCAAGAUUGUGACUCUAAAUAAGGUCCUUCAUGUUCCUGAAAUGCGGAAGAAUUUAGUCCCGACAUCACUUCUAGUCAAGAAUGGCUUUAAGUGUAUUUUUGUUUCCGACAAGGUUGUAGUUAGUAAGAAUGAAAUUGGAGAUUACAUAAUGGAAGCUGCAGCUUCUGGUGGGAUAAUUGGUUGGGAUCAGGCCCUUUGGCCAAUAACAGAACAUGAGGAGGAAGACCAGGCAGAAUCUCAGUUUCUCAUUUCUGGAAUGAGGGGCAUUGGGACCUCCAAAGGCUUAAUGAAACAGCCCCAGCUCAUAAGAUUCAUGAGAUCAUGUAGAUAG